Messenger RNA from Lineus longissimus, 4247 nucleotides. Its product is annotated as cardioacceleratory peptide receptor-like. Gene Ontology annotation, cellular component: plasma membrane. Gene Ontology annotation, biological process: neuropeptide signaling pathway. Lineage: Eukaryota; Metazoa; Nemertea; Pilidiophora; Heteronemertea; Lineidae. Gene Ontology annotation, molecular function: neuropeptide receptor activity; vasopressin receptor activity. Bases 1351 to 2694 code for a protein of 447 amino acids. The record is from RefSeq and is a predicted model, not a curated record. The transcript has 12 exons.
GACUGGCACGACCUUAUCCCCAAUUGUAAGUAGGGGUAGAGGUGCUUUUAAGGGACCUCGCUGUCAUCAGCGCCAUUCUUGUAAUCCAGGCCCCAGGCUCCAGCGCUCGAUUCCCAUCGCCUGCACUGCGGCGCUACCAGUGCUCAAGUCGAUCACUUGGUUCCUUGACUCAAGCAUCAUCAACCAGUGAAAAGGUUAAUAAACGAGCAGAUGAUCGGUCGCUGAGGGAUAAACGCUUUCUUCUUUCAAAAAGGUUGAAGAGCUACAAGGUUCCUUGUCACUUCAUCGAAAGCUUUCAAUUUGCGCAUUCGGUUUGAGAUCAAAGUGCAAGACACAUUGAAACAUGAGCAGAAACAUUGGCAAUAAGUAACUUAAUUUAACUUGUGAGAUUUUCAAGUGCUCCUUAUUGUUUCUUAGCUAGCAUUCGAAUUAUCAGCGAUUCAUUCCAAAGGACCUGAAUUCAUUCGACAUUGUUUAUCAAGCAAAGGAACCUCUGACUUGACGUUUAAAUUUAAUAGUUUGUAAUAGGAUUGGGUUUCCGGAGAGUCGUGUAAGAUUUGCACAUUUACUUAUUGAUGAAGAAAAUUCACAAAGGAUCUGGGAUUCAACAUCUGCACCUGACUAGAGGCGACGUUCAAAACAUCGGCAGCGUCGAUAUUGGACCCUAUUGAAAAUAGUAGCCUGAUAUCAUUCGGAGGCGCAGCUCGCUGACGCCACGACUCACGCAAUAUGGUCGAGAUUGAUUGGCGAUAUUCUAACACUGAUCGCGGCUGAUUGGAAGGAGCUGCUUUGACGGAUUCACAGAAAGUCGACGAAGAUUAGAAUAGAUCGUCUUCUCUUAUUCUUUCUUUGAGGAAUUAAUUGCUUCUCAGGUGAUCUGAGCCUGCUUUUAAUAAAGAUUCGUUCGUGGAGGUAUCUUUGGGAAGUCAUUAUUUCGGGAGCUUUACAGCGAAAACGUUUUUGUUGUUGGAUAAAGAAAGGAUCUUCGCCAUGUGUUUCUUUAAUGGCAAUUAAAAUCGACACGAAAAAUUAUUCGCUGUUGCACGGAAUAUAAAACGUAGUUGGGAUACAAGUGAAUGGCUUUUUGUCUUAAGUUUGUGACAAACUUUGAAAAUCACCUCCUUAAAGGCUAUUUGGGGGUAUUGAUUGCCGAGGAAAUGCAUUACCAUGAUGUCCGCAAUAUUUGAUGAUUCGUUCGAAAAUGGUAUCGUUAAACUACGCAAUUCGUGGACGAAAGAAUAAACAAACGUUGUAAUUUCUGUGAAGCACACAAUCACUUGUUGUUAGGAAUUAUCGCAUGUGCGAACUACGUCACUGAGUUUUGCGAAAACGUAUUAGAACAUAUCUAAAAUGGCUACAACAACGGCAGCAACAAUGAGUCCAGGUUUCAUGGACUCUGAUCUGAAUGUUAAUGGUUCGGAUAACAAUGAUGGCGGAUUCAAAAAUGGUACAUCUGGAAGUCCGCAUUUCCAUCAGACGGCGCAGGUGGUAUUCCUCUUCAUCCUCUUCAAAUUUAUUGUAAUUGGAAACCUAGCUGUCCUGGUGGCCAUCGGCGUGUCAAAGAGUGGUAGACGAUCUCGCAUGAACUUUUUCAUCAUGAACCUUUGCAUAGCAGAUCUUUCCAAUGCCUUCUUCAAUGUCCUCACAGACACGAUAUGGAAAAUCACAGUAAACUGGUACGCUGGACAAGCGGGAUGUAAAAUAUUUAGAUUCUUACAGGGUGUGACCCAAACUGCCGCGACGUACGCCCUAGUUGCUCUCAGUAUUGACCGACUCGACGCCAUUGCGCGGCCGCUUAGCUUUACAGGGAGUGGUACCCGUGCCAAAGUGUUAGUUGGGACAGCUUGGGGUCUCUCCUUUCUAUUUUCAACACCAAUGAUUGUCCUAAAUAAGUAUGAAAUCAUGCCAGACGGAUUUAAAAACUGUUGGAUAUUCAUGACAGAAACGUGGCACUGGCAGGUGUAUAUAACGCUAAUAGCCAUAUCCUUGUUUAUAAUUCCUGCCAUCAUCAUCGCCGUAUGUUAUGGCAUCAUCAUAUUCAUCGUAUGGGUAAAAUCACGAGACCUCUUGCCAAAAAAGAAAUCGAAGAAAUCAAAAACCAACGGCACAAUCCUUGACGACUGUGACAAUGACACAUGUCGGAGCUCGGACAGAUCCAGUUCCCGCGGAGUCAUACCGCAAGCUAAAAUACGAACAAUCAAAAUGACUUUAGUAAUCGUCAUAGUCUUCAUCAUCUGUUGGACGCCAUAUUUUCUCUUCGACCUCUUGGACGUUUUCGGCCAUAUUGCCCAGAGCUCCAAGAAAGCGGCAACGGUAGUCUUCAUAAAUAGUCUGGCGCCAUUGAACAGUGCCGCCAACCCCAUCAUCUACGGCAUAUUCAGUACUAGGAUAUGUAGAAAUCUCAGACGAAUCGCGGCCUGCGAUUGGGUCAUGCAGAGGCUCUGCUGCUGUUGUCCGUGCAUGAAGCGCCCCCUUGGCCUAUUUGGUGGAACUACACGGUAUUCGACAACAGUCGUGACGGACGUGUCGGUGACGGAAGACCAAGAGCGCCGAAAAUCUGGCGCAAGAUUGAGCCUGGAGCCGCAGAGACGAGUGGCGCCAUACGACGGCGGCCAUACGAAGGAAGCAAGGUCGUUGUUAAGAUCUUUGCCAGAAGAGGGCGUAAAGUGCAAAGAGAUGGAAAGUAUAGCAUAGUAGUGUUUCCUCUCAAUUCCUAACUGAAAGAUGACUUGUGUGCUCUGUACAGGGUGUGUCAAAAGGUACUUCGUUUAGACUCUUUCUUAUAGUAGUUGGUGAAUAUCACCGUUUAUGAUGGUGGCUUCAUAAAUACACGGCCGUGUCAGCGGAGGAAACUAACAAAGCCGUUUAGCAGAGUCUGCGUUUUCAACACAUUUUUGGCCAACAAAGCCUGUUUUCUUCUAUUCAUGUACCUGUUUCUAGGUGCUGGUGUGAAGCCUACAAUGAUUCACCGGACAGAAUAAUUAAUAUCUACCUUUUCUGAGGUUAUUCUGGAGAUGCAUAUUUUUGUCUUUAUAAAUUUUGGUAGGAGCAUUAUAGCGUUGACGUAAUUUGUACUAUCAUCAAAGAGCUUCAAAUGAAGACCUUCAUGUAUUACUUCUAAUUCCAAAGGAAUCGGAAAGCUAUUUCAUUUCAGCCAUUAACACUCAAGAUUUUGCGUGAUAUCGGUGUCAAAAACAAUCACUUGACCAGGGCCCAGUUGUUAGAAAGCAUGUUAGCUCAUAUUCUAAAACAUCUGGAUUUAGAAUGAACCGCACUUUACAUAGUAAUGCACUAUGCACCUACGAAGCCUCGUUUUGAAUUCAGCAGUUAUGGAGAGGCAACAAAACCGCUUGGGUUGGUGCAAAAGAUGGAAGCAUCAUGUUGACAUGUUGUUACAUGCGCAUUGAUGUACAUGAGAAAACAUAUCAGCAUGAUAAAAAGAGCCAACAUGCUUUCUUACAAACGGGCCCAGGUGGUCACUGGUACAUGCGGACGACAUACAGUAUCUGUACUUUAGAAUCCGGCGGGUCUCCACAUUAUAUUCAUAAUUAUUUCUGUAUCUGUAGUUCGUAGUUUAAAUAGCGCGUAAUGGAACACGUAUGAAUUUUUGGCCAAACUGUUGUCCUGUUGGGUCCAAGUUACAUUGUAGAACUGUUCGAUAGACGUCAUCUUAUUUACCAGCGCACACUUUAAAAUAUGGAUAUUUUUGUUUGUUCAUGUUAUGUCAGUAGUGUAUGGUAAUGUUGACUGUGGACAAAAUACAGAGUUGUAUGGCGGGACGGGUCACUUCACAUCCAAUGGGAAUGAAACCCAAACCAUAACGUGACAAUAGACAAAAAAUGUCAAUCAAAUGCAAAGAAAUUCAAUGAGGCUUUCCAAAUGCGUAAGAGCUGUGCACAGACCAAUAGGGAGAUUACUGAUCCCUUAUUAUCAUAAUCUGCUUGUGAAAUGUGGUUUCAACCAGUAGAAUAAUCCAACCAAUGUUAAUUGUGACUGAAAACAAUAGAACACUCUCGUAUAGCACCAGUAUACAUGUAGCGCAUUCGUUUGAGUGAAGGAGUUACACGUGUGUGUGUAUCUGGGGGUAUACUUGACGACCGCCAAUACUAUUGAACUGUAUAGCUGAAUGUACUGUAAUCUGCUUACUAAUAUGCGUUCUAUGUGUUGUGUGUUUUUAACAAUGCAUUUUGUGUCGAAAAUAUUUUGUGUUCAAAAUUAUCAAAUAUCAAAAAUAAUAAUAAUAAAAC